Messenger RNA from Clavispora lusitaniae ATCC 42720, 1218 nucleotides. RefSeq lists its product as uncharacterized. Gene Ontology annotation, molecular function: cyclin-dependent protein serine/threonine kinase regulator activity; protein kinase binding. NCBI's taxonomy places the organism in Eukaryota, Fungi, Ascomycota, Pichiomycetes, Serinales, Metschnikowiaceae. Gene Ontology annotation, cellular component: cyclin-dependent protein kinase holoenzyme complex; nucleus. The record is from RefSeq and is a predicted model, not a curated record. Gene Ontology annotation, biological process: regulation of cyclin-dependent protein serine/threonine kinase activity.
AUGAGUUUGGUACUCUCUCCACAAACACUUGAAAUGUCCACUACAACGUCAGCCUGUGCAACGCCCACUGUGGACACCAUUCAUGUUUCCCCACGUUUACGUCCGCCCCCGCAGAACUACCAUGGUAGCUCUCGCGAGUCUAACGGCUCAGAUUCGAAAAAUACGAGAAACAAGUCCUUCAUUCAUCGCAACUUUACAAAACUGUGUCCUCUGAUAGAUCCGUUCCUUGCUCAGUACAUCAAGUCACCAGAGUCUGAUCCUACUCACUUUUAUUUGAAAUCAUUAAACAAGCGUGGUCACAUUAAGCACCCCUCUUUUUAUGAGAAAUAUCUAGUGCAUAGAGAUCAUGAGGCCCCAGCUCCUUCAUCCCAGCUUCUCAAAAAGAGCUUGCUUGAGCGUAAACAGGUGUUUUCGCCAGUGCGAAAGAGCCCUAUUGCACAAACAUUGGAUGUGAAUAUGACGGAGGAUGAUGCGAGCACUCCAUCGAGGCGGCGCCGUUACACUGGAAGCGGCCCUUCUACUCCACAAGUUCCUACUAAAAAGGCGCAUCCAAAGGUGAUCACCAACUGUUUGCCAAAAGAGUUUAUGCAAUGUGACAUUGACGAUUUGGUUUGCUUGAUAUCCCGAAUGCUUCAGUCACUUAUCAACUUGAAUGAUCGCAGUGUACCAGAAUCUAUCGCUAAUCCACGUGGUGGAAUUUCGGAUAAGAUCCCAGAGCAGAGAAACAAGUUAUUGACGAGGUAUCACUCGCGCUCGCCGCCUGCCAUCUCGAUUCAGACCUACCUUGCUAGAUUGACAAAGUUCAACAAUUUUUCGCAGGCUACCUUACUAACUACCAUCUACUAUAUUGACUUGUUGUCACAUAACUUCCAACCAUAUUUCACCUUAAAUUCAUGGACUGUGCAUCGGUUCCUUUUGGUGGCCACCAUGUUGGCCCAGAAGGCUCUAGAAGACUUUUUUUACACUAAUGAUCAUUAUGCCAAAGUCGGUGGUGUUGCAUUAACAGAACUCAACUGUCUAGAACUUGAUUUCUUGAAUCGUGUCGACUGGAAACUUGUUCCAGCAAAGCAAAUCCUGAACAACAAAACCUCCAUCAAAUACUACAGAGAGGUUCUUGAUUUGUACUAUGUCCAGUUAGUGAAUCUUAUGGAAAGGAACACUUCGGAGCACACUAAUGUCGUGUACACAUUCAGCAAUCUGGAACUGGACAAGGAUUGA